AUCCAUAAACUGCAGUUGUAACAUGAUACUUUGGGCAUUCUUUGCCGCGUAAGCGUAGGGUCCCUGAUGAUGUUCUUUCUUGCUCGAUGCAUUCCAGAAUGGAUUCGCCACGAUAAAAAAGUGCAGCAGCCCGCUUUACUCCUGGCAGCUAUCUUCGCUAUCCGACUUGUGUACAUGGCUACCGCGAGAUACUGGCCAUCGCUACGUCCAUUGCCGCUACCCGAGACCUCGCCAGGACCGCUAACCUCAAUUCUGUGCUCGGAGACUGCACUUGCGAGCACAGCGCAAUGGCGGCUAACUACUAUACGGCCGUUGAAGAAAUUUCUUUGGUUAGGCUAUCCUAGUGUGUGCGCGGUGCACCAUGAUUGGUGCCGCACUCAGCAUGAUGAUAGCAGUAGCAGGAGGGGUGAGCAUGAGCCAGGAACCCUAUUGUUUCACAACAGUCGAGUAGAGGAUGCCACCUCGAAUCCGGCGCUUCCGAACAGGGUAUUGGAGCCGAUUAAGAUCACAGGCGGGGACCUGGACGUCACGCACCCGCUCUGCUCAUGGAUUCCUCCAAAUACACCAUUGUCAGAGAAUCCGCAAUACCUGCGAACGGCAUCCGCGCCAGACCACUGCAACCCAGAGAUGUUUCGAUGUCGAGAGCGACUGCGACAGGCACUAUUGGAGGGUGACGCACUCGUGAACUCGCACGGGCAUCUCGAAUCCGGCUUCUGGCUGGGGACUUUCACUUAGGUCUAAGCACGCUUCAAAGAGGUUCCAUAGAUAAUAUGACUUGGACUUCUUUGUUCCCCCAAAACUUUAUUCAGAAUUUUGCACCCGCCUCAUUAGGUAUACUAUUCACGUUGUAUGUUCAUCCGUCUAAGAAGAAUGUUUGUUCGAUGCGGGGUGCGGAAUUAGGCUUUUUUCUAAUUUUCAGCUGGCGGCGAUCUGGGUACGCCUGACGACUUGGAUUUUGAUAGUGAGGUUGCGCUCGCCUUUGAUUUUACUGCUGUCGGUGAAGCGUGCACGGUGUCCUCUUUUGAAGGUGCGUCAUUCUCACCGCGAACGUCAGAAGGACGCGGAUUAGCGGAGUUGUGGCCCAGCCGGACGCUGUCCAACGCGGAGUCGGACGAAGAGGCGAAGCGUUUGGUUCCAAAAAUAAGUUACGACACUUUUUACAAGCAGAGCGCCGGUUCGUAUCGUGAAGCUUAUAUCGCUUUUGCUAAGCGAGAGCGCGUCUGCACUUGCUGGAUGAAUGGUGGACCAUGGUUGUGCAACGACUACUCGCGCAAGCAUGUCAAUCUGCACCGAAGUUUUGUGAAUGCAUCGGAUGGCUCUGCGGAUGGGGACGGCGCAAAGGGUGGACAUUAUUGGCACACGACUGCAGAUCGAAGCUCCGAUGCCUACCCAGAGGCGUGGAACGGAGACCUGGGGUACAAGAACCUCAUCGGUGAAAAGACGACGCCUGAGGCGAGAAAGCGUCGAACUAGUAGCGCUUCUGAUCCGGCAGUCAAGGCGAAUGACGGAAGCAGAAACGAAGAAACUCAUUUCCCCGUUUUGGGGGAACAAAUAAAGCCUGGAGCAGAACACGGUCUGUCAAGAUCUACAUCUGUCAUAAACGAAGACACUGUUGUGCGUGCAGGAGAAAGUAAAGCAGCCGACUACUUGGUUUUCGGGUACAUCGCAGUCGGCCUGACGCACCCAUCUGCAGUAUUCGGACCGAGCUUUUUUAUGGGCCUAAGAAGUUUUUCCAAAUUACUAAAACAGACCAUACGGGAGCGGGCGUCACUCUACUUCUCCACGGGAGACGAGUUGGUAAUCACAAAGCAUCUUUAGGUGUGCUAGUUUGGAAACAGCUAUGUCUUCCAUAGUUUGGGUUCCUCCCGUGAGCGGUGGCAAGAAUAUUGGGCGGGUCGAUUUUGUGGACUUCGCGGCCAAUCCAAAAAGCCAAGAUCUAUAUCAGUCACAUCCAUGGUGGGGAGACAUGACCGUUGCGUGGUGCAUUCACAUGUCGCCCGGCAGCUUGGGAAACCGGCUGGAACUGUCCGAGUUUGUGUUCUAUUUAGCUGAGAAGGUGGAGGAGGGCCGCUUCGUGCGGCCGCACUUAAACACGCUACUCGGAGAUGCCCCUUGCGCAGCAGUGAACGCGUGGCUGCACUUGCGACAUGUGUGCGCGGCGCUUACCGGCGGGAUGCUCACCGUGAGGGGCGACGUUGCAGCAGAAAAGGCGGCCCUAGCAUCGUAUCGGCCGCAACGCUAUUUCGCAGUUUCCACAAAAGCGGAAGAGAAACGACUGUUGACAUCCAGCACAACUAGCGCGGUAUCUGGAUCUCGAUAUCUUGAUUCGACGUCUGGGGGAACAAGGCGUGCCGCGCCAGAGGUGAGUCCGUUUUAUCUGACGAACAACACAGGCGUUCCGGUGCAGAAGCUCCAGAAGACGAGAGAGCAUUGCAGCAAUUUGCUGCAAACUGCUUGUGCCGAAAGUCAGAAACUCUACGCCCAGCGUGCCACGUCCGCCAGCUAUGUGGGAAACACAUUUAUGAACAGACAAGCGCGGCUCGAGAGUUCCCUCUUCUUCCUACAUGCGCAUUGCGCUACCGAUGAUUCGCCCGCCAUGGACGCCCCCUUCGACGUCCCAGGUUACCCGCUACCGCCAGACAAUUCAGAUCCUGCUUCUGCGGCUUCAGGGACAUUUGCAACUCCGUCACCUGACAAGCGGAUUUGGAUUCGCCCGGGCAUGUCUGACAGGCAGUGGGCGCGUGUGCGUGGGUGGAUCGACAACGCGCGGGAGAAGGAGGCGACACUGCGGGUUCACUGGCAGCACGACAAGUCGAGUGACAGCGCGGCAGCUGCAGAGCACCCAGAAGAGCGGCUCGGCGUACCGCGAUAUGGGUCUACGUGGUAUAGCAGUGCUCCCUCAUCUGCCUUUGACCGGUGGAAAUGCGCAUAUUGUCAGAGCGUAAUGGAUGGCGAAUACGCAUCAAAUCCUUCGCGAUGGCAAGAGUGGGGGCCUGAAUGCCGCGAUUGUCGUCAGUCUUUUGGCUGGAUGCACAAGGACGCGCCUGGAUAAGAAAUUUACACAAAAACCUCUUAUCUUUUGACGGUAAAGAACUACUCACCCGGGAUAUUUUCGUCAGAG
Messenger RNA from Amoebophrya sp. A25, 3121 nucleotides. Lineage: Eukaryota; Dinophyceae; Syndiniales; Amoebophryaceae. The record is from the annotation of a GenBank genome assembly.